AUGUCGGAAAUAUCUAUGGAUCGUUCUUAUUAUCCACCAUUAUCGAAAGAGAUUGCAUCAUGGCAACAUAAUUAUAUACCUGGACCACUUACUCAAGAUGAGUUUUAUCAAUUUUUUGAAGAUGGUUUUGUUGUUAAACAUAAUUUAUUAAAACAAGAUCAAUUACAAUCAACAAUUCAUGGUAUUGAAAGAGUAGUUGAUGAAUUGGCACAAGAACUUUAUCAAGCAGGUAAAAUUCAAGAUCUACAUGAAAAUGAUGGUUUUUAUCAACGUUUAACUGCAAUUGAUGCACAAUUUCCAGGUGCUGCUGUUCUUCUUCAUAAACGUGGUGUUUUACCACAAGAAAUUGCAUCAUUAUGGUCAAAUGAGACAUUACUUAGUGUUGCUCAACAAUUACUUGGACCUGAUAUUGCUGGACAUCCUGUUUGGAAUUUAAGAUCAAAAGUACCUAAUCAAGAACAAGUCACUGUUCCUUGGCAUCAAGAUACUGCUUAUUUAAAUAAAGAAUGUUGGAAUAUUCUUCAAGUAACUGCAUGGAUUCCAUUAUUAGAUGCAAAUAAAGAAAACGGAUGUUUACAAUUAUUACGUGGUGGUCAUCGUCCAGGACUUACUUGUCAACAUAAUUGUUGUACUGGUGGUACAUGGUAUGUUGAAGUACCAGUUGAAGAAAUGGAAAAAACAUUAAAUAUUCCAGUUAAUGAACAAACUAUCGUUACAUGUGAAGUACCAUUUGGUUCAGUUUUAUUUUUAAAUAAUUUAAUUCCACAUAAAUCAAUGGAAAAUUAUAGUAAAAAUAUACGAUGGAGUUUAGAUUUAAGAUGGCAAAACCCAAAUGAACCUAAUGGAUUUUAUGGUUUAAAAGAUAAUAUAUUAAUGACUAAAAGUGAUGAUAAAAAUUUUAAACCAGAUUGGAAUGAAUGGUCAAAGAUUAAUCGAACUAAAUUAGAGGAAGCUUCUGUACGAGAAUCAAUUAAAAAUGAAAUAAAAGAAUUAAAAGAACGACAAGAAAAUGAUCCAUUUGACACAAGUAUAUCAGGACCUUGGAUGCAUAAUUGGCCAAUCGUACAUCAUAAUAGACAUACAGCAAAACUAACAACAAAUAGCACUAGUUGGCACAAAUCUUAA
Adineta steineri is the source of this 1125-nucleotide messenger RNA. The record is from the annotation of a GenBank genome assembly. NCBI's taxonomy places the organism in Eukaryota, Metazoa, Rotifera, Eurotatoria, Adinetida, Adinetidae.